ACAGAGAGGACGACCCAGAGCAGCGUCCUGUCUGAAGACACAGAGAGGACGACCCAGAGCAGCGUCCUGUCUGAAGACACAGAGAGGACGACCCAGAGCAGCGUCCUGUCUGAAGACACAGAGAGGACGACCCAGAGCGAGAUGGACAGACUUCUUCUGCUCAUCAUGGCUGCAUCAGGGCUGAGUGCUGUCUCAUCAGCUGCUGGACGUCAGUACUAUUUUGUGUAUGACAGGAAGAACUUUACUGAAGCCCAGAGAUACUGCAGAGAGAAACACACAGACCUGGUCUCUGUAGACCACAUGGAGGUCAUGAAGAUCCUGAACAACACCGCGGAUCUAGACCAGAUGUUCUACUCCAAGAACAGCUACAGAGCCUGGAUAGGACUGUCCGGGGACAGCUGGAGGUGGUCCCUGUCAGACCCAGGUUUCUACAAACCCGGGGAGACGGACUUCAGACGAUGGGGGUUAGGACAAGUGUACGCUGGAUACAGGGGAAAAGUCUGCACAGGGAUGAAUUCCAAUGGAGACUGGUUCGACACCGGCUGUGACAACAAAGUGUAUUCACUCUGUGUAGAGGUCAGAGGUGAGAGUAGUAACCGGUGA
Messenger RNA from Etheostoma spectabile (orangethroat darter), 603 nucleotides. Its product is annotated as hepatic lectin-like. The record is from RefSeq and is a predicted model, not a curated record. Lineage: Eukaryota; Metazoa; Chordata; Actinopteri; Perciformes; Percidae. The transcript is spliced from 3 exons. Bases 142 to 603 code for a protein of 153 amino acids.